Molecule: messenger RNA, 5828 nt
Organism: Coregonus sp. 'balchen'
Lineage: Eukaryota; Metazoa; Chordata; Actinopteri; Salmoniformes; Salmonidae
Source: the annotation of a GenBank genome assembly
GAUUCUGUGUGCAUUGUGAUUCACCAGCAGGACUAUCAGGCUAAGUUUGAGGAGAAGCAGACCUACUCGUACUCCGGCACCAUCACCAAUCAGGAGAUUGUGAGCAUGUCACAAGCCCAAAAGACCAUCAGUGAUGUGAGUAUCUUCCUUCUUUGUAUAACAAACACAAGUCUGAAGAGAAGAUCUAAAACAUAAUAAAAUAAAAAAGGGAUUCAUUUCGUAUUGAAUUUCAAAAAGGAACAUAGGGAAACAUAACACAUAAACACACAUAACGAAACAGAAAAAACACAUAACAAAACAGAAUACUUUUGAUCUACAUUAAAUUGUCUAAAAUGGCCCCUGUGAUUACUAUAAACUUAGUACAACUGCAUUUGCCCUGCUAUUAAACAAACUAAACAUUUAAAGAUUUUGCCAUACAAGGCAGGUACAGGUAGGUGCUAAAUAUAGAUGAGUACAAUAUGUAUUCUAUCGUAAGUGGAGUACAAAAGGGGACAUGAAGAAAGAGUGACACAAUUUACCUCUGUGGCUUACACCUCCCAUAUUCUACAUAGACUGGGGGCUCCCUGGCGUCCAACCAACAUAAAAACAACCCCCAGACAAACCUACACAUACCUUUAUCAUAGUUAUAUACACACACACCUCCACCUUGUCAAAUUUGCCUAUUUAAGGUGGUUCAAAAUGACACAGAAAACACGUAGUUAUGGCAUAAGGAACGUUCCUACACUUGUUAUUCAGUAGUGGUCUGACCAUGUUUGUGUCAUAAAGUGUGGGGACAUACUGUCUCCUAGAUUGACAGGUCAGGUACACUGAGGAAUAUGAGGAAAGGAAAGGAAAAGGCAGCUUACCUGCCAUGAUCACACCAGGAUACCAGAUUUCCAAGAAAGCAAAUACCUUGGCCAGUAGCGUAAGUGAAACUGCCAACAGAGCUCCCUCUAUAGGGGCAGAACAGUACUUUGGGCGCCAGGUAGUGUUACCGUAAAAUAACCAGUUGAUUUCAGCUCAUGACAUUAGCUGUGAUUAUUAUUCAUUUUAUUAUUUCAGUGUUAUAGCAUGUUAUGAGGGGGCAAAUAAGAUGUUACCAUUUUUGUUUUUGUUUCUCUGUUAUUCAGGUGGAGUACAAAAAAGGACACGAGGAGAGAGUGUCAAAAUAUACCUCCGUAGCCAAAACCCCUGAAGUGCUUCUGGCCAAAAGCCAAGGACAGAUCCACAGUGAUGUAAGGCAUUUAUUACAAACCCUACACAAUCUGAUUAUGCUUUCAUCCAAAUGCAAUUAUGUCACUUUUGGUGUGUCCAUGACGUAGUAUUUUCCCUCUCAGUAUGUCUACACUGAAGAGUAUGAACAGCAGAGGGGUAAAGGCAGUUUCCCUGCCCAUCUCACUCCUGGCUACCAAGUUUCAAAGAAAGCCACAGAGAUGGCCAGUGGUGUGAGUAGAGGAGACACACACACCCACACACAAACAACAGAAAGAUGCUCACACAAACUGAUGCAUUCACAUACAAAUUCACAUUGGCAAAGUCAUACGCAUACAGUACACUAAUGUUGACACUGUGAUCAUAUCUUAGGUGAAGUACCGUCAGAUGUAUGAGCAGGAGAUGAAGGGAAAGGCCACCUCAGAGGCUGGGGCAGCAGAAUUCGCUUUUGCCAAAGAAAAUGCUGGGAACUUCAGCCAGGUGAAAACAACUGGGGCUUAGGACACAGAAAAUAGUUUCUGGGGUCUAAAGAUACUUGUCCUGUCCAGAUAAAAACCUACCUCCUUGGCACUUAUGUCGAUCUGAAAAAACGUGAUAGGUAUAAGCAAUUACGUAGUAACUCUACCUUGUCCUCUGAUAGGGGAAGUUUUUGCCAUAUUGCUUACACUCAAUCUUCGCAGAUCAGCGUGUUAAGAGGAAGGACCAAUGAGGAAUUUGAUUUUGUCUUGCCCUUGCUACUCCCCCUUACAUGUUUUUUUCAGGGGGGGAUUAAUAAGGCCAUACAAUUAUUAUUAACGGAUAUAAUAAUUUUUCUAUGUGAGGCGAGCGAGCAAAUUCUAUAUAUUUUUUAAGUAGACCCUCUUGUUAAAAAAUACUAUAGCCACCUUACUUCAACACCUAGCGACCUAAUCAAGAGAUGUUAGCCUCUUGGGGAGGAUGUUCUGAGAGGAAGUUGUGUAUCUGUUAACUGGAAGCUUAAGUACAUAAUUUUUUGCUAUAAUUAUGCAAUUUGUCAGUACAACUUUUAAAACAUUCUGAUGUAUUAUUUUAUUUUUGAGAAAAGUGAAGAGGGAGACCUGUUCAAUAUUUAAUUACAUUCGAAAUGCCUAAUUGAUUAUAGGGCUGCAAGUUAAAUUCAAUUGGUAGUGGUUUUAUUGAUAAAUUAAACUACUGAAGUAUCUUAUCCCCAAAGAGCUCCCAUUUGAGGACUGAUGUCCUGUCAUAUAUUCUAGAAGUACAGUUCUUGUACUGCUGAUAGUUGUUUAACUUUUACAAUGCCUCUCAGAAAGACAAUAACCCACAACACUCUUCCAGAUGUGUUCUUCAAUUGGUAUAAAUUGGUCUGGCUCCAAACCGUUUUUCAGUUGAAACAGACAACACAAAUUGUCCGUACAAUGAGUAGCCUGAUAUCUGAUACAUGUACAGUACCAGUCAAAAGUUUGGACAUACCUACUCAUUCAAGGGUUGUUCUUUAUUUUUACUAUUUUCUACAUUGUAUAAUAAUAAACUAAACUAUGAAAUAACACAUAUGGAAUCAUGUAGUAACCAAAGAAGUGUUAAACAAAUCAAAAUAUAUUUCAUAUGUGAGAUUCUUCAAAUAGCCACCCUUUGCCUUGAUGACAGCUUUUCACACUCUUGGCAUUCUCUCAACCAGCUUCACCUGGAAUGCUUUUCCAACAGUCUUGAAGGAGUUUUCCUUCACUCUGCAGUCCAACUCAUCCCAAACCAUCCCAAUUGGGUUGAGGCCGGGGGGAUUGUGAAGACCAGGUCAUCUGAUGCAGCACUCCAUCACUCUCCUUUUUGGUCAAAUAGCCCUUACACAGCCUGAAAAUGUGUUGGGUCAUUGUCCUGUUGAAAAACAAAUGAUACCACUUAGCCCAAACCAGAUGGAAUGGCGUAUCGCUGCAGAAUGCUGUGGUAGCCAUUCUGGUUAAGUGUGCCUUCGAUUCUAAAUAAAUCACAGAGUGUGUCACCAGCAAAGCACUCCCACACCAUAACACCUCCUCCUCCAUGCUUUAUGGUGGGAAAUACAUAUGCGGAGAUCAUCUGUUCACCCACACCGCGUCUCACAAAGACACGCCGGUUGGAACCAAAAAUCUCAAAUUUGGACUCCAGACCAAAGGACAAAUUUCCACCGGUCCAUUGCUCAUGUUUCUUGGCCCAAGCAGGUCUCUUCUUCUUAUUGGUGUCCUUUAGUAGUGGUUUCUUUUCAGCAAUCCGACCAUGAAGGCCUGAUUCACACAGUCCCCUCUGAACAGUUGAUGUUGAGAUGUUUCUGUGACUUGAACUCUGUGAAGCAUUUAUUUGGGCUGCAAUUUCUGAGGCUGGUAACUCUAAUGAACUUAUCCUCUGCAGCAGAGGUAACUCUGGGUCUUCCAUUCCUGUGGCGGUACUCAUGAGAGCCAGUUUCAUCAUAGCGCUUGAUGGUUUUUGCGACUGCACUUGAAGAAACUUUCAAACUUCUUGAAAUGUUCCGUAUUUUUAUAUAUGCCAUUUAGCAGACGCUUUUAUCCAAAGCGACUUACAGUCAUGCGUGCAUACAUUUUUGUGUAUGGGUGGUCCCGGGGAUCGAACCCACUACCUUGGCGUUACAAGCGCCGUGCUCUACCAGCUGAGCUACAGAGGACCACAUUGACUGACUGAUUGACUGACCUUCAUGUCUUAAAGUAAUGAUGGACUGUCAUUUCUCUUUGCUUAUUUGAGCUGGUCUUGCCAUAAUAUGGACUUUUAUGGCAAGGGUGGCUAUUUGAAGAAUCUCAAAUAUAUUUUAAUUUUUCUAACACUUUUUUGAUUCCAUGUGUGUUAUUUCAUAGUUUUGAUGUUUUCACUAUUAUUCUACAAUGUAAGAAAUAGUAAAAAUAAAUAAAAACCCUUGAAUGAGUAGGUGUGUUCAAACUUUUGACCGGUAGUGUAUAUCUUCACAGAGAUGGUUGUUGUACUAUGUUUGAGAUUCUUUAAUGCCGUAGAGAUGCCUAAAUCUUUUAACUUCCAGUUGUUUUCACUUUCCAAACAAUUUUUCCCCAUAUCUAAUAAUAUUUUUUAUUUAAUCAAUAUUCUUUGGAUUGUAGUUGUCACUAUUUGAUAUGAUUUGAUGUAUGCUAAAGUAGGUGCAACCCAUCGGCUCUGAAGUGGGUGAAACAGCGCCGUACCUGGAUGAUGCUGGUACCUAACUAGACAGAACGUUUUCUCGCCUGCAAAAAUGAUCGCUAUUCACAUAAGGCUUUGGAAUUAGGAUAGCGUAUUGGUGUCUCUGUCAGACAAUGACUUGAGUUUAGAAAACUAGGUGAGAUUGACGGCAGUGUGUGCAUGUAUUCAUACCCUUAUAUAAUUUGCUGAAUUGUUUGCACUGUACAUAUUGGAUGUGCAUUAUGUGAUAACUAUAGGGCGUGCAGACUUUUCCAGCCCAACACAACAAUACUCAAUUCAACUAAUCAAGGUCUUAUGAAUCAAAUGUGUUUGCCCGGAACAAAAGUCUGCCAUACUCUGUAGCCCUGAUCCCAUUGUCUCUGUAGUAUUGACUGUGUGCUGAUGUGUUUUCCUCCUUGCAGAUUGCCUACACUGAAGAUUACGAGCAGCAGAGAGGGAAGGGCAGUUUCCCAGCCAUGAUCACUCCUGCCUACCAGCUUGCCAAGAAAGCUCAGGCCCACGCCAGUGAUGUGAGUAGUGUCCCUGCUGAACACGUAUGCUCCUCCACUUUAGGGGUGUCGGCUGCACAGAGUUGUAUUGUGAGUGAAUUUAUUGGGGUGAAAAGUUGUAUUGUGGGUAAAUUUAUUGGGGUUUCACCCCAAUAAAUUCCCCCACAAUACAACUUUGUGCAGCAGACAUCCCUAAAGCAGAAGAGCAUACGUUGGGGUAUGCGGGUGAAUUCAUUUUCAGUAAGGAACCACAAUUGACAGACUAUGUCACUAUGGAUUGGCCAAUAUAUUGAGGAAUUUAGUAAAGAGAGAGGAUAGUUUAAAGGGAUCCCUCCUUCUCUUCUUGGAAGUAAUCACUGAUAUGCCAUGACUGGAUCUGUGAAAACUACGUAGUGGAAGCUUUACUUCUACCUAUCCAAUCAUGUUUCUUCAGUGGUUCUGUGUUUACUUCAAUGAAGGGAGGAAGGAAAGAUUCAUUUCAAAAACAUUUUCCAAAUAGGUCCAGGGAUUCUCAAAACACACAAUAGGAUCACAUUCAUCCAUCACCUUGUCUGGCGUUGCCGGACGGAAUUUCAGGUCAUGGUCACAGGGAUAAGUAGCGUUCCCCGUGACUCUCACCAAGAAUCCUGUGCUGUCAUGUUCCAAACUCUCCACAGACCAAAUUAGACUGUGUGUGUGUGAGAGAGUGAGAGAGCAUGCGUGUGUGUGUGUUUGUAGUUGUGUGUGCCUGUGUGUGUGUUGCCGAUUGUGUACAGCAUGUAUGAAGAUGCGCUCACAGACAAGCUAUGCAAUCUGACAGAGGGGAAUGUGUGACCGAGGAUUCUUUCGUUCCUUUUUAAUCUUCCUCUGCUUCUCUUUCCCUUUUUAACCCCCCAGCUGAAAUACAAGAAGGACCUGAAUAAGAUGAAGGGCUCAUCCCACUUCCACAGCCUGACCAGUGAGGACAACCUGGCCCUGAAGAGCGCCCGCAAAAUCAACAAGAUUGUCAGCGAGGUGAGAUAG